Messenger RNA from Kwoniella botswanensis, 1344 nucleotides. RefSeq lists its product as uncharacterized. The transcript has 11 exons. Bases 1 to 1344 code for a protein of 447 amino acids. Gene Ontology annotation, biological process: protein phosphorylation. The record is from RefSeq and is a predicted model, not a curated record. Gene Ontology annotation, cellular component: cytoplasm; nucleus. NCBI's taxonomy places the organism in Eukaryota, Fungi, Basidiomycota, Tremellomycetes, Tremellales, Cryptococcaceae. Gene Ontology annotation, molecular function: cyclin-dependent protein serine/threonine kinase activity; ATP binding.
AUGAUUGUCGCUGACGAUUCACAACAAUAUAGGAAUUACGUCCAACUUGAGAAAUUGGGUGAAGGAACUUAUGCGACUGUAUACAAGGGUCGAUCGAGGACGACUUCAGAGGUGGUAGCUUUGAAGGAGAUCCAUUUGGAUGCUGAGGAGGGAACACCUAGCACGGCUAUCAGGGAGAUCAGCUUGAUGAAAGAGCUCAAACACGUCAAUAUCGUUCGUCUACACGAUGUCAUCCAUACUGAAUCAAAAUUAGUAUUGAUCUUCGAGUAUUGCGAACAAGAUCUCAAGAAAUAUAUGGAUACUCAUGGUGAUAGGGGUGCACUAGAUCUCAACACCGUCAAGAAUUUCACUCAUCAGUUGUUGAAUGGUAUCGCGUUCUGUCACGAUAACAGAGUGUUACAUCGGGAUCUCAAACCUCAAAACUUAUUGAUUAACAGACGAGGAGAAUUGAAAAUUGGUGAUUUCGGUUUAGCCAGGGCUUUUGGUGUGCCGGUGAACACGUUCAGUAAUGAGGUAGUCACACUUUGGUACAGAGCGCCAGACGUGUUAUUGGGCUCAAGAACUUAUAGUACAAGUAUCGACAUUUGGUCUGUUGGUUGUAUUUUCGCAGAGAUGAUCACUGGUUAUCCAUUGUUCAGGGGAAGAGAUAAUGCGGAUCAAUUAGUCCAGAUCAUGAAGAUUGUCGGUACACCUAGUGAUGCUACGAUCGCUCAGAUCAAACUCAAUUCGCCCGAAAUUCAGAUCAAGGCUCCACUUGCUAAACACCCCAAACAACCUUUCCAUGCUAUCGUACCUCGUGCACCUAGAGAUGCCCUUAACCUUCUCGAACACCUCCUUCAAUUCGAGCCAUCACGCCGAUAUGAUGCUCAUCAAGCAAUGGCUCAUCCAUACUUCACUGCUGGACCUAUCGCUCCGCCAACUCUACCAGCAACUGUCCAAUCAUCAGCAGCGUCGUUGGCACUCCCACCAAGAGUAGCUGCUCGAGCGUCUCAGGCAUCCGCAGCUGUUCAAGCUCAACAACAGGCUCAAGCACAAGCUCAGGCUGCUCAACAGCAGAACGCUCAGAUCAUGGCUGCUCAACAACAGCAGCAACAGCAACAACAACAGCAAACUCAGUAUAAUGCUAUGUUGGCUGAACAAGCUGCUCGACAGGGAUAUUACGAUCAAGCUACAGCCGCUCAAAUGCAAGCCCAAGCUCAAGCCGCUCAUGCUCAACAGAUGCAAAUCGCUCAUGCCCAAGCUCAAGCGCAAGCGCAAGCACAGGCUCAGGCGCAAGCUCAAGCUCAGCAAGGUAGAGGGAUGGAUCCUAAUGGAUACUACAUGAAUCCUGAAGGACGAUACUAA